AAUAAAUAAAGUUGUUAAUACAAGUAUCGACAUUUCGUGUUUCUAAUUUAAAAAUUGACAUAUAGACGUCUCUAGUAAUUUAAUCAUUCCGAUCGAUUGCACGUGGUUGAAAAAGACUUUCAUCAAAAUAUCUGAUUAGAAGCAAUGGAAGUAAAAGGUAAAAAAAGAAAAGCUGGGAAAUUAGAAGUAAAUGGAAAACUACAUGAAAAUGGUAAACCUCCAGCCAAAAAGAACAAAACUCAAAAAGAGAAGAAAAUAAUUGAGCAUGAUGAUCAGUUACAAAAUGGAUCGACUAUGAGUCAAUCAAAUAAAAAGAUGAAGAAAAAAUUAAAACAGUCAGGUAUGAAUAAGAAGAAAGAAAAAGAUGUUGUUACUGUAAAGUCUGAAGUUAUUGAACAAAAUACAGCAGAUAUGGAAACUGAGGAAAAGUUACCAACAAAUAGAGCUGAAAGAAGAAGAGAAUCUGGGCAGUAUAAACCAGAGCAAAUUAACUUGAACGAAGAACAAUUGAAAGAAAGAAUUGAAAACAUCAGUAACAGACAAAAUUUGAGUAAAACAGCACGAAGAAAGCUAGCUGUUUUUAAAAAAAAAUUACAAAUUUUGCAAGGUACUUAUGUGAAACGUCCUCCACCUACUCCUUCUGGUCUCACUAAAACUGCAAAGCGAAAUUUAAGAAAAAAAGAACUUCAAAAGAGGGUGUUGAGUAUGUUGAAAAAUGAAGAUGAUGGAAAUGAUGUAACAGAAAAGGCAAUACGUGCGGCUAAAACUGUGAAAGGCUUGAAAGUUAAAUCUAAUGAAUCUGUUAGUGAUGAGAGGUUCGAUAAAAAAAAAGGAAAUGCUCAGAAUCCAAAAAAGAAAUUAAAAACUGAAAAAAUAAAAAUCGAGCCUGAAGAAAAUAUUGAAAUUGAAGAAAUUGUCAAGAAUGAAGAAAGUGACCAAGAUAAUGAAGAAGUCGACGAGAAAAAUGAAGAAAGUGGUCAAGAUGAUGAAGAAGUCGAUGAGAAUAAUGAAGAAAGUGACCAAGAUGAAGAAGAAAGUGAUGAGGACAAUGAAGAAAGUGACGCAAAUGAUAUAGAAAAUGACGAUGAGGACGAAGAAAAAGUUCCACAUAAAAGUCAAUUAAAAAAGAAAGCAGAAAAAAUAAAACAACCACCAAAAUCUUCUGAUACAAAAAAUGGUCAGAAAAAAACACGAUUUGUUUUGUUUGUCGGAAAUCUUCCUUAUACAACGACAACUGAUGAUAUUAAGAAACAUUUUCUUACUAAAGUGAGUGAUGUAACUAGUGUGAGAAUUCCAUUAGAUCAAAAAACUAAAAAGCCCCGAGGAAUAGCUUAUGUAGAAUUCAAUAAUCAUAUAGAUUACGAGAAAGGAUUAUCUUUACACCAUUCUCAAAUAAGUGGUCGAAGGAUCAACGUUUUGUAUAGUCAAAGUGGUUCUAAGACGGUUAGUAAUAGGCCAAAUGUAGUUGCGAAAAACAAAAAGCUUCAUGCACUUCGAAAACAAGGAAAACUUGCUGGAAGUGUAAAACAGAACCAAAAACGUAGUGUUAGAAGAAAUAAGCAAAAAAAUAAAGAUGCUUAAUGCAAUGUCUUCUCCAUAUGAAUUGAAUGUAAAUGUAAUUACAUUGUAUUAUUCAGAUUUUUUUUAUUAUAAUUUUUAAUAUUAUAACAAAUAAAAAAUGGAUGAAUAUGAGUAAUGCUCGUAUUCUGAAAUCCUGUGCUGUUAUAUGAAACU
Messenger RNA from Chelonus insularis, 1734 nucleotides. Its product is annotated as glutamic acid-rich protein-like. Gene Ontology annotation, cellular component: cytoplasm; nucleus; ribonucleoprotein complex. The record is from RefSeq and is a predicted model, not a curated record. NCBI's taxonomy places the organism in Eukaryota, Metazoa, Arthropoda, Insecta, Hymenoptera, Braconidae. Gene Ontology annotation, molecular function: mRNA binding.